This is a messenger RNA of Anthostomella pinea, 1707 nucleotides long. The record is from the annotation of a GenBank genome assembly. Lineage: Eukaryota; Fungi; Ascomycota; Sordariomycetes; Xylariales; Xylariaceae.
AUGUCCCCUGUGGCCCUUCUUCGAAAUGCUCUGCGGGUUCUCGUCCCCCUUGCUGUAGCAUCUACUUUUUAUCUGUAUCUGUACCCCGUCUUUAUGGGAUGCGCCUUUCCUUUACCACAAUCUUUGGAUCGAAACGAGUCAGACAGCGGCGCUGCGUUCCAGGAUACCCUGCGACAGCAUGUCUCCAGGUCGAGCAGCUCGAGCAGCGCAGCGCCUUUUCGUCUCCUUGCACUCGGCGACCCGCAGCUCGAGGGCGACACGUCCAUACCCAACUAUUACGGCGAGCCCUUCCCUCACCUGGCCGACGUGAUUCGACACCUGUCUUUCAGGACGAGCCAUCCCUCGUUGCGCAAGCGAUUACAACAGACCUUCCAUGACCUCGUCGAUUUCUACUUCGACGACAUCCCCCACACUGUCGAGUCGAUACGGAAGCGAAUAGAUCUGUUUGGCAACGACUUCUACCUCGCCCACAUCUACCGCACCCUGAAGUGGUGGUCCAAACCUACCCACGUCAGUGUUCUCGGAGAUCUUCUGGGCAGCCAAUGGAUCCAGGAUCCCGAGUUUGAAAGGAGAAGCUCCAGGUUCUGGAACCGCUCCUUCAAGGGCGGAGAGCGGGUACCCGACGAGGUGGCAGCAUACCCUUCCGACGAGUACGGCCUUGCCGGAUUACUCGGCGUGCAAGAUAGCGAUGCGGCGGCCUGGCAGCGAAGGAUCAUCAACGUUGCCGGCAACCACGAUGUUGGCUAUGCCGGUGACCUGACCGUAGAGCGCCUCGAGCGGUUCGAGCGUGUCUUCGGCAAGGCGGCAUAUGAGCUACGAUUCGAACUCCCUCUCUCGAACCCGGCCGCGAAUGCGACAAUCUUCCACCCCGAGAAGAACCCCGACUCUGUGCGCCUUGCCCCUGAGCUCCGCAUUGUCAACGUGAACGACAUGAAUCUCGACACUCCCGCCGCCGAACAGAGCCUCCAGGAUAAGACCUAUGGAUUUAUCAACGACGUGAUCAAUACAGCUUCAGCGGUCGAGUACAAGGGGCAUUUUACUCUUGUACUUACUCAUAUCCCACUCUACAAGCCUGAAGGCAUCUGUGUCGAUGCACCAUAUUUUAGCUUUCAUGAAGGUGGGGGCGUCAGAGAGCAGAAUCAGCUGUCUGCCGACGCUUCUCGCGGAUUUCUGGAGGGCAUCUUUGGUUUGAAUGGCGACCCCAACGCGCCUGGUAGUGGCAGAGGCAGGCGAGGUGUCAUACUGAAUGGCCACGACCAUGAAGGCUGCGAUACGUAUCACUAUAUCAACCAGACCCUGGAAGGUGAUGAGCGCCAGUGGCAGGUUACACGUUGGCCAGCUGCCCAGAGUAGUCGUCUGCCUACACAAUCUGGCGCCCCGGGCUUGAGGGAGAUUACCGUCCGAGCCAUGAUGGGCCAAUACGGCGGAAACGCCGGUCUACUCAGUGUUUGGUUCGAUGAGGACUCAUGGGAAUGGAACUUCGAUUUUGCGACGUGUCCCUUAGGCCGCCAAUACUUCUGGUGGGCUGUUCACGUCUUUGACCUCAUCGUUGUCGUUGUUAUGCUGUCCCUCGGCAUCUUGAAAGCAUGCCUGGCAGCCGGACUCGAUGUGGACAAAUGGCCUCGAUCAUAUGCGUCGGCAUUACCUCGCAAGGACAUAUUGGAGAAAAAGCCAAAUGUAAGGAAUGGCCAUAUCAAAAAGGGUUGA